Messenger RNA from Octopus sinensis (East Asian common octopus), 5704 nucleotides. Its product is annotated as AP-2 complex subunit mu. The transcript has 11 exons. Gene Ontology annotation, cellular component: AP-2 adaptor complex; cytoplasmic vesicle. Bases 182 to 1501 code for a protein of 439 amino acids. Gene Ontology annotation, molecular function: clathrin-cargo adaptor activity. Lineage: Eukaryota; Metazoa; Mollusca; Cephalopoda; Octopoda; Octopodidae. Gene Ontology annotation, biological process: intracellular protein transport; clathrin-dependent endocytosis. The record is from RefSeq and is a predicted model, not a curated record.
UUAUCCGACAAGCUCUUAGACGUUUUCAAUAGUAUUGACGCCAUUAUAUAGUGCGCUGGAAGUGGGUUUGGUUGGUUCCCGUUUAACACUCAGCGGCCGCUCUGCAAUAGAAUUGAAACUAUGUUCUAGUACCAAAGAAAAACUAAAUUAAAGCAGUGCAACCAACCCAUCGACUACAAAAAUGAUUGGUGGUUUGUUUAUAUAUAACCAUAAAGGUGAGGUGCUAAUCUCGCGAGUCUACAGAGAUGAUAUUGGUCGUAAUGCCGUUGAUGCAUUUCGUGUCAACGUGAUUCAUGCACGUCAACAAGUGCGAUCCCCAGUUACCAAUAUCGCACGGACAAGCUUCUUCCAUGUUCGUCGCUCUAACAUCUGGCUGGCUGCUGUCAGCAAACAGAAUGUAAAUGCGGCCAUGGUGUUUGAGUUUCUGCUAAAAAUGUGCGACGUCAUGCAGUCGUACUUCGGCAAGAUCUCGGAGGACAACAUUAAGAACAAUUUUGUGUUGAUCUACGAGAUUUUGGAUGAAAUCUUGGACUUUGGGUAUCCGCAGAACACAGACACUGGAAUUUUAAAGACAUUCAUUACUCAGCAGGGUGUCAAAUCUCAGAGCAAAGAAGAGACAAGCCAAAUAACAUCACAAGUGACGGGUCAAAUUGGUUGGCGCCGUGAAGGAAUAAAAUACAGGCGAAACGAACUCUUCCUUGAUGUUCUUGAGUCUGUCAACCUGCUGAUGUCACCUCAAGGCCAAGUGCUCAGUGCCCAUGUCGCAGGUAAAGUUGUAAUGAAGAGUUACCUCAGCGGCAUGCCGGAAUGCAAAUUCGGGAUAAAUGACAAGCUACUGGUGGAUAUUAAAGGGAAAGGAAGCCUCGAAGAUGGAGGUCGAGCUGGCGGCACUACCUCGUCUGGCAAAAACUCUAUUGCCAUUGACGAUUGUCAGUUCCAUCAGUGUGUGAAGCUCAGCAAAUUUGAGACAGAACACAGCAUAAGUUUCAUUCCACCAGAUGGCGAGUUUGAACUAAUGAGGUAUCGGACUACAAAGGAUAUAAAUCUUCCUUUCCGGGUAAUUCCUCUAGUCAGAGAAACUGGACGACACAAGAUGGAGGUGAAGGUUGUGGUCAAGUCCAAUUUCAAACCAUCUUUAUUGGCUCAAAAAGUUGAAGUUCGUAUCCCAACGCCACUGAACACAAGCGGUGUCCAAGUCAUAUGUAUGAAGGGCAAGGCCAAAUAUAAAGCCAGUGAGAAUGCUAUUGUUUGGAAAAUUAAGCGGAUGGGCGGAAUGAAAGAGUGCCAACUGAGUGCAGAGAUUGAGUUGUUGAAUACUAAUGAUAAGAAAAAAUGGACACGUCCACCAAUAUCAAUGAACUUUGAGGUGCCAUUUGCACCUUCCGGAUUCAAAGUUCGCUACUUGAAAGUAUUCGAGUCAAAACUCAACUACAAUGACCACGAUGUCAUUAAGUGGGUUCGUUACAUUGGACGCAGUGGGUUGUACGAGACCCGGUGUUAAACGAUCCCUAGGGUAGGUGUGUGUGUGGGGGUCAAAAUAUGGAAGAAGAGGAAACAAAGAGUAAAAAAGAGAAGAGGAAGACGUGAAGGAGAAAGAUAAAAAGUGGAUAGUGAGAAAUUUGUUUAGCAAUGUUCCUCCCUCUUUGUUGAGCAAGUUCCUCACUCACCUUACUAUAAUGUUCAUUCUCAUAUUGAUUUGAUAUAGUUUAUUACCUUGUCAGAUGCUCUAUUUUAAUUGCAUGUAUAUCAUAUACACACACACAGAUGAAUACAUACCCACAAAUGCACAUACAUACUCAUUUCAAUUUCAACAUGCACUGAAUUACACAUGCAUAUACAAAUACACACACACACACCUUUUUAUGAACAUUUCUUGUUAGGUUUUGAACUUGAAAAACUUCAGAAGGUUAGAUAUGUACCUUGUGUUUUUUUUUUUGAGGUAGUGUUCCUCCCUUUGGUAAUGCCAGUUACCAAAGAUAUGGUGUAAUUCACUGCAAUGAUUUGAUUAUUAUAAAGUUCUGAGUUUGGGUUCAAGAUCCACUUGAAAAUAUUUUUUUUUUGAAAACAAACUAAAAUGAUUAUAUAUGUACUGAAAACUAAAGGUCUCACAUGAAAAAGUCAAAAAAAAUUAGUGGCUGUUUUAACCAUUAACCCCACCUUUUCCCAGCAAAUCCCCACCACCACCACCACCACCACUUGCCCAAAGAAUAAAGUUCCCCCAACCAAAACCUGCAAAUAAAACACAAGAUGUGGAUGAAUGAAUCUAAAAAAAAAGAAAAAAAGAAAAAAACCUCCAAAAAAACCUCAAGCCAUAUUUGUUAGUCUCAUUUUUGAUGGAAUAUCCUUUGCUUUGAUGCCAACCACUCAACCAUUAAUUGGGAGGAGAGUGUGUGGGAGGGGUAGAUUUUUUUUUUUUUUUGUUUUUUGGCAAGUUUCAGUGAGGACAGUAAUGUUAGUGAAAAAGAUUUUUUUUUUUUUUUUUUUUUUUUUACAUGGUUUAGUGUUAGUUGUAGUCUUGCAAAUCAAUUAACCACUCUGAUACUGAUUUUCAGAGAUGAAACCUCAUGGCAUUUUAGGUACUGCAGACGCUGUAUUUUUUUUUUAAUUUACACGCGUGUGAACCAUAGCACUUUUCUCCCGAGAAUUUGCUAGGUACAAAAUCUAUCAUAAGUGGUAUGACGUUAGUUUGCGUAGAGUUGUCUCCUCCUUAGAAAUAAUAAUGAAAUUAUUGUGUAUAGUGCCCAGGUGCACUACGACUCGUCAAAGGGGCACGUACAGUACAUAGAAUUAUGUACAAACUUGUCAGGAAAGUGAAGAGUGUAUGAGUCAUGAUAUACAUGUGCAUGCGUAUAGAGGGUGGGAUAUCAGGUAGGUGUGUGCACAUUCCUUGUAUUAAUUUUCCCAUGUGUUUUUAAAUUAUUUAUUCAUUGACUUUUUUUUUCCAUCAGUUGUGCUGAAUCUAUAAAUUAGCAACUGAUUCCUUGAAGGAUAAUGGAACCGUUACAUGGUUACUCAGCUAACGAAAAAGUAACAGAUCUCCCUUAAAUUACUCCCUGCUAACUUUAAAAAAAAAGGUGGGAUGGGGAUACAGAUAAAGUAUUUAGUAUUCAUUUCUGCCAAAGUUGAGAUGGUCACUGUUGGCACGUAUUUUGGUUAUAGUUCUUUUUGAUCAAAACUAAUCCUGAGCUAUACAACAACUAUUCUGAUAAAUAUUUUGGGGAUAUGUUUUAUUUUUAAAAGUGGGAUGAGAAAAUUUUAUUUUUGGAAUAUUUCCUUCCUCAUGAAAUUUAAACACAAAAUGAAGGGGAAAAAAAAAGCUCUUUACUGUUCUGGUAUUUAAUCUAGCUUUCUUCUUUGCUCCCCUUCUAUCUACCUGUCACUACCUUUAUGAUAUAUCACACAAAUUUUAUUUCAUCUGGUAAUGAGAGAGGCAGAAAAGGUUUGUUAAAGGCUGAAAGUAAAAAUAGAUGAAGUUUUUAUUAUAGUUUUCAGGCACUUUAGUUGAAGUAAUUUUUGGUCAUGAGUAUCUUAUAAUAAUGGCAAUGCUUAGGAUUAAUAAAGUGCCAUGAAAUCUGGCUGUCAGCUAGUUAGAAUUUUAGAGGUGUUAUUCAUCAUCAUAAAAGCCCUUCUUGAUGACUCCCUUUUAAAAUUUCUCAUAUGGCCAAGCUUGUGGAAUUGUUAGCAUGCUGGGAUCAAUGUAAUCUACUAGCCCUAUCUUCACAAAAAUUACAGGCUUUGUACUUAUUGUAGAAAGUGGGUUCAUUGAUUUGCUUAAUUCUGGUUAUCACUUUGAGGGGGAAAAAAUUGGGGGAAAAACAAGAAGCUAUCAUUCUUUGUAUAUGUUCUUGUGUUUUAUCUCCUUCAGCCCUUCCACCUGAGUUACUUACUCCCGAAUCUGAAGCUCAAUAUUGUAUUGUUUAGUGGUGGUGCUGUGCAUGUAUGCGUAAAUUUCUCUUGGUCGGGUUCUAUGGCUUUAUAUAUAUCUGUACGGAUAAAGCCAUCAUAUGUUUACAUUCUUUCUCCCAUUUCCAUUACUCUGACCAUUAUCUGUACUUUUCUUAAUCUCUUUUCCUUUUUGUCACAUUGACAAUUAGCUACUAAUUCACUUCUCAUCGAACUUGCUUUUUGUUUUUUUUUCCCCUGCCCCUGUUACCUUCCCUUCUCUUCCCUUUCAUAUAAAUAUUGGCAAACUGGAUUUCUAUUCAAUGAGAUGUUAUGAAUGCGGAUAAACUUUUUUUUGUACUGGAUUACAAGCAAGAACAAGUACAAAAAAAAGGAAACCAAAACCUAAUACUGGAAUUAAGAAUAUAAGAAUGUUUGUUUUAAAGGUGUUUCUACACACUGCGUGUAGAGAGAUAAGCAAGAUCCAAGAACACAUUUUUCUUUUUAACCUGCCAUGUUUAUCAGAAAAUAACUGGUAUUUGUAAUAAUUUCACACAUUAGAUUAUAUUGAUCUAUAUUGACAUUAUUGUGCUAAUGUGUAGCGAUGACAUGUUUUCUGCAAGUAACUGUAAGUUUAAAAAAAAAAUUUCAAAAAAAAAAGAAAAAAUGAAAACAAAACCAUGUCUGUGAAGCAAUUUCAAUUUCCUCUGGUGUUUGUGCGGGGGGUGAGUGGUAUUCACUUACAUUGCUAAUGCCCUAUGGAAAGGCAUGAGCAUCAUCACAACUUGCCACUGUAUUUCCCUUUCAAAUCCAAGGCAGUUCUGCUGGUUAUGCUAGGAAGUCGUUUAUUAUAUUAAUGUAACAGCUAUUGACAGUUGACAUUACACUGGAAUAUAUUCUAAAGUAAUAAGUGUCUAUGUUAGGUCUAGUCUUGAUAUUUGUGUCCGUCAAGUGUUGACACUAUAUAUAAUAUAUAUAUAUAUAUACACACACAGUCAUAAUGUGUGUGUAUGUAAAAGCAUUUUUUUUUCUAAGUGUUGGACAUUUUUGUCCUUACUGUUACUAUACACACACGUGUGUAUAUGUAUGGAGUGCAGUUAAUUUAGAUUAUAAAACAAUAUUAAUUUUGUACAAGGGAUAAUCUAAUCCUCUCAUUUAAUCUAUCUCUAUAUCACGGCUUUCUCCUAAAAGCCAAAGAGGAUUUAUGUUUGUUUUUCCCCUGCUACAAAAUAAUAUUGUCCAUGUUAAUGGUUUAAAAAAAUAUAAAAUGUAGACACUUCUAUGUUCACUCAUUGUCUAGUAAUUGCUACAGACGUAGAGUUAGCCAAUAAACAUUACCCACCUGUCAGAUAAAUCGUUUUUUAAAAUUUUCUGUUUUUUUUUUUGAAUGUUUUUAUUGUUUUGUUUUUUUUUGUCGCCAUUUGGAAAUUAGUUUAGGUGUGAUUUCGUAAUUUUUUUUUUUUCUAAGUUGUAAUUCACCCUAUAUGCACCUGACUACUUUAUUCAUAGGCUCACCAGGGAUUUUAAACAGCAGAGAUUGUUAAACCAUAUUACCUAAGUCCCAAUCUCUGCUUUUGUAAACAUUCCUUGAGUUUUUAAGCAGACUGGACUAUAAAACACAAAUAUAUCCUCAACUUUGAUAAUGUUUUUUUUUUUUUUUUUUUUUAAUGUACGCCAUAAUUUUUUAGAAUUGGUAACUAUUUUAAUUUGGAGUUCUGUUUAGUCUCUGACUACUAUUAACACUUUAGUUUGUUUUAAUUCAAAAAUUACUCUAACACUAUCAAGUUAAAUCCCAGUUCUGCUCUUAUAAUUAAUUCUGAUU